AUGAGGCGGGUUCCAAGACUAUCGGAACGACACAAAGUCGCACGCCUCCAAUUCGCCAUGAAAAAUGCCUCAUUCGAUUGGAUGAAGGUAAUCUGGAGCGACGAAAAGAAGUUCAAUCUAGACGAACCUGACAGUAGAAGAGGAUAUUGGAGGGAUCUGCGCAAAGCACCCUUGGUUUUGAGGCGACGUAAUUUCGGUGGAGGAUCUCUCAUGGUUGGCGCCUUUUGUGCGGCUGGACAGCUUGAACUUGCUUUUGUUUCCUGUCGUAUGGAUUCCGUAGAAUACCAGAGAGUGCUGGAGGAGCGACUUUUACCAUUUCUCCGACAACACCGUCGUCGUUCAUUGAUUUUUAUGCACGAUAACGCGGCUGUCCAUGUCAGUCGUUCCACUUCGGAUUGGAUUGAAAGUAGAAACAUCACAGUUCUCGAGUGGCCCGCAUGUUCUCCAGACUUGAAUCCAAUGGAGAAUNUCUGGGCCUUCAUUGUCAAGAAGAUUUACGGCGAAGCAAAGCAGUACAACACAGUCGAAGAGCUCAAAUUGUCCGUCCCCGACGCUUGGACAAACUUAGACCCCAAUUUGAUAGCUAGCUUGGAUGAGAGCAUGCCAAGACGCAUUGGUGAAGUCCUUGCGAAUAAUGGAGGACCAACACAUUAUUGA
Messenger RNA from Haemonchus placei, 657 nucleotides. Lineage: Eukaryota; Metazoa; Nematoda; Chromadorea; Rhabditida; Trichostrongylidae. The record is from the annotation of a GenBank genome assembly.